Physcomitrium patens is the source of this 1660-nucleotide messenger RNA. NCBI's taxonomy places the organism in Eukaryota, Viridiplantae, Streptophyta, Bryopsida, Funariales, Funariaceae. The record is from RefSeq and is a predicted model, not a curated record.
UCAUGCCUUUUUUUCUCGCUUUGCAUUCCAGCCACACCCCCGCAUCGCCGGCCGAUUUCUUGCACUCGUUUUCGCCGUGGUCGCAUUCCUCACCCUUGGCCCCCUUGUCCGUGUCAUUAGAGAGGGAAUCAAACUAUUUGACGCAACACGGAAAACAAUCUCAGGAUCAUCUUACCGCACACUUGUAUAUACAUGAGGCUGCUGUACAUGAAGAGUUUAAUUUUGUACACAUACACCCACGGUGUCUUUGGACUUGGAGCAAUAUAGGUUUUGGAAGUUGUUGAAACUGGGAAUGCGGUAACGUGCUUGGGUAAGAGUGAUAGACUGAAGACGGGGUUCGUUGGGGCUGGAAGCGCACGAAUCAGCAAAACUGGAGAUCGCAAGGAACCUAGGUGGUGUCCAGCACCUGGCUGGGGCCUGGAACUCGUUGGAGAGCCGUCCAGAGAUGAACGAGAGGAGACGACCUUUGUCGGGAUUUCGAGUGGAGGGAAACGAUGAGGAGGUGAUUUGUCCGAAACCGCGGCGACCAACGAACGUGUCGUGUCCUGUAAACGAGUUGAUGAAGCCUCCAAGGCGGCGACGAGGUCAGGCGACGGUGCGAACAGAGGGAGAUGCGGGAUUUGAGUUAUUGGAUAUACUUCUGAGCAAGGGUGGGUGUGGGGACGUAUCGAAUUUUGGGUGUUCGCCGCCGUACUUCUGCGGGUCGCCUCCGAGUCGGUCGGGGAAUCCGCUGAUUCACGACGUGCAGUUCCUGCAGAGAGCUCAGUCGGUUCUGUCGCAUCAGGUGUCGGGUCGCGGGCCGAAGUCUUUCGGCGGGAAUCCGAUGGUGCGAGUGGAGGGGUUUGCGUCGGGCGGUGCGGACUCGCGGUCUCGAGUAUCGGCACUUGCGUGACGGUAGGGUGGGGGUGGAAGUGGAGACGUUGUAGGUAGCGAGAGAGAAAGAGAGAGAGAGAGAGAGAGAGAGAGAGAGUGUGAUAUUGGAGAAGGCGAUGCCAGUGGGAGGGCGAAUAGAUUUUUGGUAAUGAUUUUGUGACGCUCCAAACGCGGUCAGAUGAAGUCGAAGGUGCACACAGCGGAAGCGGUGCUGGGUGUGCACGAGACGGCCCAGAGGAAGUCCGAGGAAUCAGGUUUGACUGAUUUGGAGGUUGGACACGCGCGCAGCGGUGUAGAGGCGUGGUCGAAGGAUCCUGGGGGAGGUGGCUUUUUUUCGAGUUUGGAGAGUAUUUUUCUUUUUAUACUUUUUUUAUAGAAUAUUUUUUCGCAUAGUUAUUUUGGAAGUAUUUUCUUGGUGACUUUUUCUUGAAAAUUGGAAAGAUUUGAUCCCUGUACACAUGACGGAGCAGAUGUAGUGAGACAGUUUAGCGAGCAGCGGCGAGGAAACCAGGAAAUCGGUUGAAAGCGCCAUGAAUUGGUGCGUGGCACAGCCCAGCGUGUUGGGUUGAGUGCAUGGGGAGAGAGAGAGAGAGAGAGAGAGAGAGAGGGGGAAUUUCCGGAUAUAGUUGUUCAAAAUUUUGACGGCGUUUAGUUCUGUACAUACACGCGACCCUGUAAUCUUACUGUAAGCGUUUCCCAUUGGGUGUGUCCAUGUAAUUUACGAGCCCUUUGACGAGGUGCAGCCUGUACUACAACAUUUGUGCAAAUAAAGCGUCCAUUACCUUGA